Cuscuta epithymum is the source of this 839-nucleotide messenger RNA. The record is from the annotation of a GenBank genome assembly. NCBI's taxonomy places the organism in Eukaryota, Viridiplantae, Streptophyta, Magnoliopsida, Solanales, Convolvulaceae.
GUGAGAGUGUGAGAGAGAAUACCUUAGUGGUAGAGAAGAAGCUUGGAGUUGUGUUGUGGUCUAGCCUAGGGUGGUGUGUGAGAGUAUAGCAAAAGGGUUGGAGACCUGAGCCGGAAAGAAAUCGACACCCAACAAGAACCACCUUUCUCACAAGAGCGAUUGCUAUGGUUCUUCGACUUGGAUGAUGAGGUUUUUGGGACGAUGGGGUUGCCGACCAUAUGGGAAGAUGUUUUAUUUACUGUGAUGAACGAGACUAUUGCUAUGAUUAGUUUUUGUCCUCCAGAUAAUAGCAAUUUGCAUUGACAUAUGGCUAAUGAGGGAAAAUUAAAAUGCUAACGAAGUGGAUUGGCGUGCAUAAACAGUGGAGCUUAGAAUGUGGUGUAAGCAUUGACAAGCAUGAGUAUUGGAAUCCAAUGGGAUGUGGAACGUGGGAGGAAUCUUGGUUGCCUGUUGGUAUUUGGAAUCUGGGUGGUCAUUUUCAUUUACUUGCAUUUCCAUAUAUUAACACUUAUCGUAGGGAGGGCUACUGCACUUCACCUUCACCUCAUGAUUAUCCGGAUGGAGAAAACUAUAUACCGUAUCUAAUUUCUGGUGAUCUGGAAACAAAGGACAUGAAGAUGGUCUACUUAACUCAAGAAAAGAAGUUUGUUAAGCUGGUUUCAAAUUUGAUGGGGUAUACUCCAAUUUACAAGGAAAGCAAUAUUGAUAUAACUCAAGAAUGGAAGGAUUACAAGAUCUUUGCAAGACACUACACCUAUGCUAGAAUAUACAAUCAAAGUCUACAACUCAUAUAGAAUACAAAUACUUAUCUUUGUAAUACUUAUUCUAGUAUUUGAAAC